Molecule: messenger RNA, 5525 nt
Organism: Danio rerio (zebrafish)
Lineage: Eukaryota; Metazoa; Chordata; Actinopteri; Cypriniformes; Danionidae
Gene: mms19
Product: MMS19 homolog, cytosolic iron-sulfur assembly component
Biological process (GO): protein maturation; iron-sulfur cluster assembly
Cellular component (GO): spindle; cytosolic [4Fe-4S] assembly targeting complex; cytoplasm
Source: RefSeq, marked validated
GUUUGAAGCCCUGACUGGCUGCUCUUCAGGAUGGCCGCGGAUAACAAUGUGCUGCUGGGUUUAGUGGAAGAAUUCGUGUCCGGACAGGUUGAUAGCAAGGCUGCAGACACGUCGACAGGUGUCAAGAACGGGCAGUUCACAGUUCUCCAACUGGUUGAAGCAUUGGGGGUGAGUUUGACCAGCUCUCAGCCUCAGACUCGUGGCAGAGGAGUUCAGCUGCUUUCUCAGGUUUUGCAGGAAUGCUACAGCGGCCUGUCAGAGCGCGAGGUGGAGGUCCUGAUAGCGUUCUAUGAAAACAGACUGAAGGAUCACUAUGUUAUCACUCCACAUGUUCUUCGAGGGCUCAAAGCUUUGGCUAAAUGCUCCGUUCUGCCUCCCGGUUCAGCGGUGUCCAUUUUGAAAUCCAUCUUCCAGGAUGUUCACGUUCAGUCCCUGAUGGUGACGGAGAGAUCAUGUGUUUACAACAUUCUUAUCAGUCUGAUGGAGUCCAGAGAGGAAGAGCUCAAAGGUUUGGGCGCAGACUUCAUCUUUGGAUUCGUACAGUCAGUGGAUGGAGAACGAGAUCCACGCAACCUCCUGCUGGCCUUCCAGGUGGCCAAGAACAUCAUUUACCGGGGUUAUGAUCUCGGUAAAUUUGUAGAGGAGCUCUUUGAAGUGACGUCCUGUUAUUUCCCCAUAGACUUCAGCCCUCCACCCAACGAUCCUCAUGGAAUCACACAGGAAGAGCUUAUUCUUUCUCUACGGGCUGUUCUGACCGGGACGCCUCGGUUUGCGGAGUUUCUGUUACCAUUGAUCAUCGAGAAGAUGGACUCGGAUGUUCAGAGCGCUAAAGUGGACUCCAUGCACACACUGGCUGCCUGCGGUCAGACAUACAGCCAUAAAGAGCUGGCUGAAUUCCUUCCAGGCCUUUGGAGCUCAAUACGGAGAGAGGUUUUCCAGACGGCCAGUGAGAGGGUGGAAUCGGCUGGUCUUUCGGCUCUGAGCUCACUAGUGUCCUGUCUAUCCCGUUCUGUGCUUAAUUCUGACUCGGAGGAUUCACUGCAAGUCUUUCUGAACCUUGUCCUUAAAGACUGCCAGCAUCAUCUCUGUGAGCCGGACCUGAAGCUGGUGUGGCCGAGCGCUAAACUCUUGCAGGCCGCAGCCGGAGCCUCAUAUAGAGCCAGUCUAAUCGGGACGCAGGCCGUCAUUCCUGCCUUGCUGGACCAAUACAAUAACAGGACACAGUGUGCUCAGCGGCGCACCCUUCUGGAGGUUCUGCAGGGUUUCGUUCAGCCCACUCCGCUCAGCCGGCCUGCAGAUGGAGAGGAGAGUGUGUUGGUUGCGUUUCAGCAGUCGUUAUGCACUGUGGUGUUUUCUGCAUUAAGCGAGACGAGCGCUGGUCUGCAGGUCACAGCCACACGAGUGCUCACUGCACUAUCACAGCAGCCAGGCUUGCUGUCUCAGACCGAUGUCGAAAACGCUGUUGAUCAUUUGACCAGACUCAUUUUAGAAGAAGAGGAGGCUCAAGUCAGUUUGGCAGUGGUGGAGUGUUCAGGCUCUCUGGCUCAUCUGCAUCCCCAUGCCUUCGUCUCCAGGAUGAUUCCUCAGCUGAAGGAAAAGAUCCUGUCAGAUGAGUGUAGUGGUGCAGUACGUCGGCGGUGUGUUGCAGCUUUAGCGUCAGUAUCCUCUCAGCCCAGCGUGGUGCAGGAGAGCUCUCCGGUUCUUCUCCAGGUGCUGACAUCAGCCCACACAGGCUGCUGCGGUUUCUCUGUGGAGGAAGUGAUCGCCGUGUGCAUCAGUUUGCAGAGGAUAGCAGUGCAUGCUCGCGAUAAUGAGGCGAUUGGCCAAUUCUUCCAUGACAUCAUCAUCCCGCGACUCCUAGGGCUGACUUUACAGGCGGCGCUGCAGAGUAAAGACUCCGGUCACAUCAGUCCACUCACAGAUGAAGCCGUUCUGUCUGCUAUCGUCCCUGUGAUCAGCACAGCCUGUGCCGCUCUAAAACCAGAAUCGGCUUCUCGUAUGGCGGCCCAGGCAGUUUCUUUGUUUCUGGAUGGAGACACAUCCUUUCUGCCAGAAAAUGCCUUCCCUUCACAAAUCCAGCCACUUCAGAGUCAGGCAGACUCCCGGGGGCCGUCUCAGCUGGUGUGUUUACUGAUGGCCUGCGUUUGCUCUCUUCCACGCAGUGUGGAGAUUCCUGACAUGGACCGGCUUCUGGUGCAGCUGGAGGAUCUGAGCUGUACAUCUCCACAUCUGUUUUCUUACACUUUUGCAUCAAAAUGCAUCGCUGGUCUGGUCAACAAGAGGCCGGCAGGAGCGGCUCUGAACGCAGUGCUGGACCGAGUGUUAAAGAGGGUCAGUCUGGAGCUGGAGGAAACGUCAUCCACGCACAGAACACAGGCCUUCACACUGCUGAUCUGGGUGGCCAAAGCUCUGCUCUUACGGUACCAUCCGCUGUCAACAGCCCUGACCGACAAGCUCUUCUCUCUGUUGAGUGACUCUGCGUUGGGAUCUCUGGUGGCUGAUGGUUUCUGUGUCCUCAUGAACGACUCGCCGGAUGUGCUCAAUCGAGAUUGUCAUGCUGACGUUCGCAUCAUGUACAGACAGCGCUUUUUCACUGAGAACUCAAGCAAGCUGGUUCAAGGUUUCAACUCGGCAGAGCAAGCAAAGAAGUCUUGCUAUUUGAAAGCGCUGUCACACAUCGUCAAUAACCUACCUAGAGAAGUGCAAUUGACGGAGCUUCCUGCGUUGCUGCCGCUGCUAUUGGAGGCUCUGUCGUGUGUGGAUCAGGGUGUUCAGUUGUCCACACUCUCCUGUCUUCAGCCAGUGUUGCUGGAGUCUCCUGCAGCUCUCAAUACUCAGCUGGAGGCCCUGUUCACUCGUCUGCUCGCCCUCACCACCAGCCCUGCCAUGAAAGUGAGAAUGGCGUCGCUCCGCUGUGUCCAUGCUCUGUCUCGUCUGCCUGAACAUAUGGUCAUGCCGUUCCGUGCCCGAGUCCUGAAGGCUCUCGCUGCUCCUCUGGAUGAUAAGAAGAGGCUGGUGAGGAAGGAGGCCGUAGCGGCUCGAGGAGAAUGGUUUUUGUUAGGAAGUCCUGGUGGAAGAUGAACAACAGGUCAGUGCUGCUAUCAAACCAAGAGCCCAGAACAGAGAUGAUCACCGCUCACAGCCUUUCAUUUUACUCCUCUAUCCUCUUUUUUUUUAAUGAGUUAGUCCUGUUUGGGCAUAGAGAUUGCUCAACAAACUGCGUAAACUGAAGCCCUUUUCAGCCGGACCUUCAACAACUAAUGCUGAAAGGAGAACACCUCCACUCGUCUUUACAGGAACGCAAGUCUGAUGCAGAAUAAAACAACCCAUCGCCCUGAAUGUGCCGUCGACGGUCCUUAUGGUAGGAUUUGUUAGUCUGUUGUCCAUUUUCGCAAGACUAACCUAAAAGUCUAACGGAGAAAACUGAUGCCAAGAAUAUAAAACAGUAUUUAAGUGUCAAUAAACCUUUUGUAAAUGUGUAGAUCGUGACAAACUUGGGAUUUAACCUGGUCUGCUUUGAAGGAAAACGUGAAGACAGAUGCACAGCCAGUCAAAACCCUUUCAAAUUGAUUUAUAAUGAGCUGAUUCUGCUUAUAAAGGCUCAUUUAUUGAACAAACACAGUAAAAAUGGUGGAAUGUUACUGCAAUAUUAAAUAACUGUUAUUUUAUUGAAUGUACCUUAAAAUUGAGUUCAUUCUAGUGAUUUAAAGCAUGAUUAGUCUACAUAAUCCUUAAAAUAUUCUGCUCAAGAAGAAAUGUAGUAUUAUUCAUUUUUCUUCAGCUCAGUCCUUUAUUUAUCAGGGGUCGCCACAGUGGAAUGAACUGCCAACUAUUCCAGCAUAUGUUUUAUGCAGCGGAUGCACUUCCAGCUGCAACCCAGUACUGGGAAACACCCAUACACUUUCAUUCACCCUCAUACACUAUGGCCAAUUUAGUUCAAUUCACCUAUAGCGCAUGUGUUUGGACUGUGGAGGAAACCCACGCCAACAUGGGGAGAACAUGCAAACUCCACACAGAAAUGCCAAUUGAGGCAGCCGGGACUGGAACUAAUAAUUAUGGCAUAGUUUUAAAACUUUUAAUAUAAAAUAAUCCUAAAAGACAAAUAUCAUUAGUGAUUUAGUACCGAUAUUAACCGAUCAUCAUAGAACGUCAAAUCUGCAUAUUAUAAUGAUGUGUAAAGGAUCAGGUGACACUGAAGAAUGGAGAAAAGUCAGCUUUAAAUACACUACCUGACAAAAGUAUCGUCGUCGAUCUUAUUUGUAAGAGCAACAAUUAACACCUUGAUUUCUAGUUGAUCAUUUGGAAAAGUGGCCGGAGGUGAAUUUUCCUGAUGAAUUAUCUGUUGAUCUGCAUCCCAAACAUCACUAAUACUGCUGAAGACCUACUGGAACCAGCAUGGACCCAAGAUUGUCAUAGAAAUCAGUCAAGUUUGGUGAAGGAAAAAUCAUGGUUUGGGGUUACAUUCAGUGUGAGAGAUCUGCAGAGUGGACGGCAACAUCAUCAAGACAUUUGUGCUGCCCAUUACAUUACAAACCACAGGAGAGGGACAAUUCUCCAGCAGGAUAGCGCUGCUCCUCAUACUUCAGCCUCCACAUCAAAGCUCCUGAAAGCAAAGAAGGUCAAGCUGCUCCAGGAUUGGCCAGCCCAAUCAUCAGAUAUGAACAUUAUUGAGCACUUCUUGGGUAAGAUAAAGGAGGAGACGUUGAAGAUGAACACAAAGAGUCUUGAUGAACUCUGGGAGUCCUGCUGAACGCUUUCUUUGCCAUUCCAGAUGACUUUAUUAAUGAGUGAUUUGAGUCAGAGAUGUAUGGAUGCAGUCCUCCAAGCUCAUGAUGAAGUCAGACACAAUACUCACUCUGUCUCCACUGCAGCAGGACUUUAUAUUCUAUACUGGACAUUAUUUCUGUUCAGUGACAAGACUUUAGUCUGAGCAGAGUCAGACCUUACUGUCCUAAUUAAAUAUUUAACAUUCAAGACAUGAUCAUAUUUUAUUUUGGUAAAAUAAGCGUCAUCUAGAGGCCUUUCAUAUUACCGCUUCUGACACCAAAUGAUCAACUAGAAGUCAACUUAUUAUUACUUGUUCCUAAAACUUGGAUAGCCGACAAGACUUUUGUCAGGUAGUGUAAAUAAAAUCUGAAGCUACAUUCAAUAAUAAAGGAGUUAAUUAAAAUUGUAAUAAUAUUUUAUAUGCAGUGUGAACUGUAUUUUGGAUCAAAUAAAUGCAGGCUUGGUGAGCAGAAUCUGCUUCUUUUAGAAUGUUUUUUACCGAUGACAAAAGCUUGACUGGUCGUGCACAUCAAGUCCAACAUAUUUUAUGUUUAAAAGCUGAAGAUAUUAAUGGUGUGGUCAGAAUUUCCAACUAGAAACUUGUUUUAUUGCUGUUUUUUAAAUCCCAGCAGUUCAUCUGUACAGUGUUUGCUGAGCUGGCAUUGAUAGAUGAUGUUACAAACGAUUCACAUAUUUACAGCAACGUGUCAUACAAUAAAAAAAAAGGUCUUAAAUCCUGAAAACACGCACACACAAAA